Ornithorhynchus anatinus (platypus) is the source of this 1827-nucleotide messenger RNA. It is a transcript of the gene PPP2R3B, whose product is annotated as protein phosphatase 2 regulatory subunit B''beta. Gene Ontology annotation, molecular function: protein phosphatase regulator activity; calcium ion binding. Gene Ontology annotation, biological process: protein dephosphorylation. NCBI's taxonomy places the organism in Eukaryota, Metazoa, Chordata, Mammalia, Monotremata, Ornithorhynchidae. Gene Ontology annotation, cellular component: protein phosphatase type 2A complex. The transcript is spliced from 14 exons. The record is from RefSeq and is a predicted model, not a curated record. The coding region runs from base 53 to 1501 and encodes 482 amino acids.
AGCCGGACCCCCCCCCUCGGGCCGCCGGCCCCGUCUCGUGAAAUCCGAAAGCAUGAGGAUAAAGGAGAUCUCCCUGCGGCAGGACCCCGACCUGAGAAAGGAGUUGGCCUUGUUGGCGCGGGGCUGUGACUUCGUUUUACCUUCCCGCUUCAAGAAGAGGCUCAAGGCUUUCCAGCAUUUCCAGGUCCAGACGAAGAAAGAGGAGGCCGUGGCCCCGGCCUCCAGCCAGAGCAUUCCAGCUUUUUACUUCCCCCGGGGGUGCCCCAAGGAGAGAGUCGACGUCGACGCCGUCAUUUCCAGAGUGGAGAAGGCCUUCUCCCAGUUUCCCAACGAGAGAGCCACUCUAGAAGACAUGGGCCGGGUGGCGAAGGCCUGCGGCUGCCCCCUGUACUGGAAAGGGCCGCUCUUCUUCGGCGCCGGAGGCGAGAGGACCGGCCACGUGUCCGUCCACAAAUUCGUCGCCAUGUGGAGGAAAAUCCUGCGGAACUGCCACGACGACGCCGCCAAGUUCGUCCACCUCUUGAUGAAUCCUGGCUGCGACUACCUGGCGCAGGAAGAUUUCAUUCCGUUCCUACAGGUCCCGUCAGCGUCAUCUCUUGUCGUCGCCGUCGCGCAGGACGUGGUGAACACUCAUCCCGGCCUGUCGUUUCUCAAGGAGGCGUCGGAAUUCCACUCGCGCUACAUCACGACGGUCAUCCAGCGGAUAUUUUACACCGUCAACAGGUCCUGGUCUGGGCGAAUCACCUGUACCGAACUCAGGAAGAGCACCUUUCUGCAGGACGUGGCCCUGUUGGAAGAGGAGGCGGACAUAAACCAGCUGACGGACUUCUUCUCUUACGAGCACUUCUACGUGAUCUACUGCAAGUUCUGGGAGCUGGACACGGACCACGACCUGUACAUCGACCCCAAGGAUUUAGCCCGACACAACGACCAGGCGAUCUCCAGUCGGAUGAUCGAGAGGAUCUUCUCGGGAGCCGUAACCAGGGGCCGCAAAGUCCAGAGAGAAGGGAAGAUCAGCUACGCCGACUUCGUCUGGUUUCUGCUCUCCGAAGAAGACAAAAAAACCCCGACCAGCAUCGAGUACUGGUUCCGCUGCAUGGACCUGGACGGGGACGGGGUGCUGUCGAUGUACGAGCUGGCCCACUUUUACGAGGAGCAGUGCCAGAAGCUGGACGACCUGGCCAUAGAGCCCCUGCCCUUCCAAGACUGCCUCUGUCAGAUGCUGGACCUGGUCAAGCCGCAGUGCCAAGGGAGGAUCACCCUCCGGGACCUGAAGAGGUGCAAGAUGGCGGGCGUCUUCUUCGACACGUUUUUCAACAUCGAGAAGUACCUGGACCACGAGCAGAAGGACCAGCUCGCCGUGCUGAGGGACGAGGACGGCGAGGGACAGGAGGCCUCCGACUGGGAGAGGUACGCCGCCGAAGAAUACGGCCUCCUCGUGGCCGAGGAGGCCGCCGGCGACCAGUGGGACGACGGGGACUCUGACUUCUCCGACUACUAGCCCGCCCGGGGCUCUAGAUGAGGAGCGGCUCAGUCCCUCCACCCCGUGACGUCCCAGAGGCUCAAAUCCCCGACGGUGCCAGACGACGCAACGGUCGCCGCCCGCCGACCCCCGGCGGGGACUCGUUUCCGGAGGGACGUUCUGGUCGGCCAGCCCGAGACGCCCACCUUUUCGCUCAGAUCCUCCUCCGGGCGACCGAGGUAGGGUCUGCACACCCGACAGAAACGCCUCACCCGACUCUUCAACUCCUCCGUGUCAUCCUGAAACCAAAAAAAAAAAAAUAAAGGGGAUUCUCAGAAAAGGUCCCUUCGGGGAAAAGGUAUCGA